UGAGAAAGUGUGUGUAGGGGAAGGCAAGGCGCGCAGGAGGGAGGCAGGUCUGCUCUGCCCUGCUGCAUAAGAGCUCUCUUGCCAAGGGCCGGCGAUUCGGGGGCGCUGGGAAGAAGCCUCCCCCUCCCUUGGCCAUGUCACAAACUUCCAACAGGAUGCGUUCCAGCAGGGCAGGGAUCCGAGCAGCUGUGGUGCUCAUAGGGUUGUUACACAAGUCCAGGAAGGAAAAUAAAGAGAAAAGGAAACAGGAGGCACUGAACAGCACAGAUGUGACGGCUCCAGAGAGACCUUUAUCUCCGCCAUUCACAGCUCCACCAAGUAUGAAGUCUGCAGAGUUCUUCGAAAUGCUAGAAAAAAUGCAGGGACCAAAAUCAGAAGAACAGAGGGGUGGAGGCCAGAAAAACAAGGAGGACUAUAUCCCCUAUCCCAGCAUUGAUGAGAUUUUAGAAAAAGGCAGUCCCUACCCCUUAAUCAUCUUGCCUCAGUUUGGGGGCUACUGGAUCGAAGACCCCGAGAACCUCAGCACACCCACCUCGUCAGAAAGCAGCAUCGGUGACGAAGAGGAGGAACCACUCAGCCCCAGCACUUACGGCUACAAAUUGGAGUGCAAAGGUGAAGCCAAGGCGUACCGGAAACAUUUCUUAGGAAAGGAUCAUUUAAAUUUUUACUGCACAGCCAGCAGCCUGGGAAAUUUGAUCCUUUCCAUUAAAUGUGAAGAGGCAGAUGGGAUUGAAUAUCUACGGAUUAUUCUCAGGUCCAAAGCAAAAACUUUACACGAAAGAAUCCCUUUAGCUGGGCUCAGCAAGCUACCAAACAUUCCACAGAUUGCAAAAGCCUUCUGCGAUGAUGCCACUGGAUUAAAGUUUCACCCUGUGCUCUACCCCAAGGCAUCUCAGAUGAUCGUAUCCUAUGAUGAACAUGAGCUUAACAACACUUUCAAGUUUGGUGUGAUUUACCAGAAGUUUAAGCAAACACAGGAAGAAGAAUUGUUUGGGAACAAUGAAGAAAGUCCUGCCUUCAAGAACUUCUUGAAUUUGUUGGGAGAAACCAUUACACUUCAGGAUUUCAAGGGCUUUCGAGGUGGCCUAGAUGUCACUCAUGCCCAGACGGGCACAGAAUCCGUAUACACAGUGUUCAGGGACAGAGAGAUUAUGUUCCAUGUCUCUACCAAGCUUCCCUUCACAGAGGGGGACACCCAGCAGCUUCAACGGAAAAGACAUAUUGGCAAUGACAUUGUGGCUAUAAUAUUCCAAGAAGAAAACACUCCUUUUGUUCCAGAUAUGAUUGCUUCAAAUUUUCUGCACGCCUAUAUUGUCGUCCAGGCAGAAAAUCCAGAAACGGAUAAUGCAUCCUAUAAAGUAGCUGUCACAGCACGAGAAGAUGUCCCCUCCUUUGGUCCUUCACUGCCAAGCCCACCUGUAUUUCAAAAAAAUGCAGAAUUCCGAGAGUUUCUUCUCACCAAGCUGAUCAAUGCAGAAAAUGCCUGCUGCAAGUCAGACAAGUUUGCAAAGCUUGAGGAUCGAACACGUGCUGCCUUGUUGGACAAUUUGCACGAUGAACUCCACAUCCACACACAGCUGAUGUUGGGCCUGGGUUCUGAGGAAGAUAAGCUGGAGAAUGGUGGCCAUGGUGGAUUCUUGGAAUCAUUUAAGAGAGCGAUCCGGGUCCGCAGUCACUCCAUGGAAACCAUGGUUGGAAGCCAGAAGAAACACCAGCCUGGAGGAAUCCCUGGGAGCUUGAGUGGGGGGAUUGUGCACAACAGUGUUGAAAUAACCAAGACUACCUUCUCUCCUCCGUUAGCAGCAGCAACCGCCAAGAAUCAAUCAAGGAGUCCUAUAAAGAGGCGGUCAGGGCUGUUCCCCCGUUUGCACACUGGAUCUGAAAGCCAAGCAGAAUCCCGGACUCGAUGCGACAGUGGCUCAGGAACACCCAAGACCCCUGAUGGAGGGCAUUCCUCCCUUGAGAUGAAGUCAGAGGCAUCCUCGAACCCAAGCUCUCCAGAAAUAUGUCCCAACAAAGAGAGGCCAUUCAUUAAACUCAAAGAGAAUGGAAGGUCAAAUAUCUCCCGUUCAUCCUCAAGUACCAGCAGUUUCAGCAGCACUGCAGGAGAGAGUGAAAACAUGGAAGAAUACGAAAGCCUGGGCAGCCAGUCCUCAACUGCAUCACCAUAUAAGCAAGACGUAUUUGUUUACAGUCCUUCCCAAAGCAUCGAAAAUCCAAAUUUAGCAUCAGCCUCAACCCCUGUUAUCAUGAGCAGGAGCCCCACUGAUAUAAAAAGCAGAAAUUCUCCGAGAUCAAAUCUAAAAUUUCGCUUUGAUAAACUUAGCCAUUCGACCUCUGGUCCGACACAUUAGCUGAAGAAUAACCCCUAAAGAUCUAUAAAAGGACAUUUUUGUUGUGCUUGUUUCAUUUUAAACAGGGGACAUUUUUGUUUCGGACAACAGCAUUCCUCUACUACCCCAAACUCCAUAGCCACAUAAGGAUUGUCCUUCAUCCAAACAGAUCUUUCCAUAACACCACAAAAGAAUGGACCUCUUCCACCUCGUUCCAUGGCAGUCAUCCAUGCUUUAUCCCUCUGGAAUGGAAGGAUGCCCCAUGGAAGAACCAAGUUUUGUACCACGUACAGUAGAUCUGAACUGGCUUCUGUAUUUUUUCACUUGGUAGAUCAACAGAUUGCUAAUGUUGUUUGUAGCUGUUUUGACUUGAGAUCACGAGUGCUGCUUUUUUGGGCGAACCUUUUGACUUGAGAAAUAACGAUGAUGAUGAUGAUGAUGAUAAUAAUAAUAAUAAUUUUUAGUUGUUUUGUGGGCUAGUUUCUUAUCUAAUUGAGGCCCCAAACCCUGGAUUCAAGUGACCUUUUCUUUUUCUUACGCUAACACUGAUGUAAGAUUUUCCACACGAAGAUGGUGCUGUGCUAAAAUGUUCUUCUGCCUUUGAGCGUUCUACUUCCAUGUGAUGGAAAAAAAUGGCAUUGGGUUUUUGCUUUUAAAGGAGAAGAAAGUGUUGAUGGACAUCACAAGGGUGGCGUACAAUGGACAUGGGCAUACCUUACUUACAGGUAGCCGUAACAGUGCGUGUGAGCGUUUGGUCUUUCUCUGUAUAGUUCUCGCUGGCUUGUAGUCUCCCUGGCUAAUUAAAUCCAGAGGGGAAAAAGGAAGGAGUUGCUGUCUGGAUUUCUUUCAGAUCAGGGAGCAGGAGCAGUCAAAGAGAUAGUUCAGGGAUGUGUGCUUAAAAAAUCGUAAAAUAAAAUCAACGAAUCUUGAAGCCUCCACCCUUUGUGAUGAGAAAAUAAGUUGAACAUCAUCCUUCUCCAAGACAUUCUAAAGCUCCCUGAGAAUGAAGAGGAAAAACAGAAGCCACUUUCUCAGGCGAUGAAAAUGAAUCCGAAGGACACCGUUUGGCACAGCGUUACUUGAAAACGGCUUUGGUGAAUGUGGCCCCCUUCCCUUGAGCGUAAAAAGAGUGCUGUGAGAUCAGACCAGAGGUCUAAGCAGAUCUUUAUUCCCCCUGGAGCCAUCCAGGUACCUCUAGGAAGACUGCAUACAGGGCAUGGGGACAACCUCACUGCCUUUGUACAUGGAUGCUGUAUUUGAUUAAUGGUCAGUGAUAGACCUUGUUGCCUGCAUGAAUGUAUCUUAAGUUAGCAGCCUUGGGUCACCUUGUGGUAGUACGUUCCGUAGAUUUAGCUAACUAGGCUUUAAGAGCCCUCUGAAUUAACAAAGCAUGUUGUGGCAGUGACGUCCACAAAUAGAUUCUGCUCACCUUGAAAGCCACGUUAGGUUAUGGCUCUCAACCUCUGGAGAGUUUCAUAAAAUUCAUCAGGCUACGUCAGUGUUUCUCAAGCUUGGCAACUUGAAGAUGUAUGGACUCCAACUCCCAGAAUUCCCCAGCCACCAUUCUGGGAGUUGGUCCACACAUCUUCAAGUUGCCAAGGUUGAGAAACACUGGUCUACGUUCUGCUUCUUCCUACUAGAUUGGUUGUUACAGAAAGACCAACAUGUGUUUGUGACUAUAUAAUUUCUGUAAGCCACAGAUCCAAUCACGUCCCCUCUUUUCAUGUCUUUCCCCCCCACCUAUCAGAAGUGGCCAACUUGGUGUGGCAGAGGGGCCAUUGCCUUCUCCAGUGAUGCUUUUUCCAGCUUCCCAGUCCAGCCUACAUGUCCUGGGAUAUUCUGGUGGUCUCUCCUCCAUGCAUUGACACAGAACAACCCUGUUUAGUUUUCCAAGAUCAGCCACCAUUAACUAGGAGUUGUCUCAGCCCCACUAGGUAGUCCAGAGCAGGAAAUCAAUCCUACAAGAAGGCCAAAACUACUUUUAUUGAGAUAUUAUAAUAUCAGGACCUUACAAGCCUGACUGUGCUGGACCUUCUCCCCCUUCUUAUACUCCAGCGAAUUAGGGUGGUGUCUGCCUGGACCCUUCCGAAUGUUAUCUUGUUGCUCCAGACUUAAAAAAUGUUUCAGGCCCUUUUCCCUAGUUCUGCAUAUUUCCAUCAAGGUCAUUUGCCGUACUUUCUAUAGGCUGCCACCUGGCUCGGCCAGAGGCAGAUUUCCAUCUGAAAAGUGGAUAUAACUGAGGUGUUAGAGGAAAGAGUUGAAAAAAAAAUCCAGAUCUAAAGAAUGACUGCAGGUCAACAUCAGUGGGAUUAAUAAUUUUCUUCUAUCCAAUGGCAAAUUAGUUUUGGAUAUGGGAGAGGAAAAGAAACUCUCAGGCUCUACGCCUCACUUCUGUGAUUUGGGCUGCCUCUGAUGCUGCCCUUACAGACUGAUGAAAGCAGAGCUACGUUGUUGCACGCAGGCUUCACCCCUUUUGUGCAUGUGUGCAACAUCUUGACACACCUACCACAGAGCUUGCAUGGUGCCAGCAAAACUCUGCUUCCCUCUUCUUCCUCCCUGGGAGUAGCACUGCUAGAAUUUUUUCCUGUUGGCUUCUUACACAGAUCAUCUUCAUUACAGUUUAUAAGCUGAACCUGUAAAAUUUUGUCUCCCUGUGGUACUGAAUCAAAAUGUGCCUUCAUGCUUGCUGGCUGAAUUGUUUUUACAACGUUUUUUUUGGGGGGGGGUCAUUUUAUGUUGCACGUUGUCCAUAAGGUUCAGGUCAGGCCCCACUUUGAGAAUUUGGAAAAAUAGCUUGAUCUGGCUUUGCAUCAGUUCAGAGGUCUUGUGACUCAGCACUGCCUCCAAAUCUGAAAGCCAAACCAAUAAUAAUAAUAAUAAUAAUAAUAAUAAUAAUAAUAAUAAUAAUAAUAAUAAUAAUAUUUAUUUGUUGAAAGUUUGACAACUGCAAGGUACAAAACAAGAUCUUUAAUCAAUAGAUAAUGCUGCCCAACUUCAGGUAUAUAAGUGACAGUGAGUCAAGCAAAGUUUUUGCAGCCAAGCGCUGCGGAUUUUUCUUUUUGAAAACUUCCUUUUUUCGUUUCUCCUUGGCUGCCAACCAAAAGAAGGGGACAUGUCUGGAGUUUUCACCUCCAUUUUGGUGAAAUUUUGGGGUGGAUUUUUUGAAAGAGAGACAUGAAAUAACAAGGGGUUCUAAACCUCCUGGAAACUGAGCAUAUCUAUUUUUAUUUAGUUAAUUUUUUAAAAAAGCAAAAUAAUAAUAAUAAAAAAGGAAUAGUCAUGUAAAUUGGUUUCCCUCCUUCUCCCUUCCCAAUGUAUGUGGCUUUAAAUUUUAGGGAAUUUAAAAUGUUAUUCAAUUUUAGGGAAUUCUUCGGGCUGUAAGAGUCCAACAGCGGGCUGCAAGGCCCCCCGUGCAGAGAAUUUGGUUUCACCAGGAUGAGGGUAGGCAGCCAGUGUGAGAGUGUAGCAUCUGAAGCCCACGUUAAACAGAGUUCAAAAUGCUGGCAAAAGUCAUAGUCCUUAACCUAAGAGGUCACCUGAGUUUGGCAUGGAACAGGGAGGGAGAGAAAAGGGGGUAAAAAAUAAGAAAAUGACAACAUUGUGCUGUCUAGUGUUGUAGAGUUGGGCAGCCUUAUACAUUUCUAAAAUAAAUUAAAUAAUUUUUUAAAAAAAUUGCUGAGGGGGUCAGAUUUGAGCUCUCACUAGAUUUCCCCUCAAGGGAGUGAUUUCUGCCCAUUUUGGACUUCAACUCCAUGCUAGUUUUCCUAGGGCGGCUUUCCUUGAAUGCCACUUUGCUCUUAAACAAGUACCAGUAUCUUGCAUCAUAAAGAAAUGGUCAAUGUGGUGGGAUACUAGAAGUCUUCGCCCUUCUCUUAGUCCUUCCCAGCAACUGGUUUUCAAAGAUACACUGCUUCUGAGUCUGGAGGUUCUACUGCAGUGUUUUUCAACCUUGGCAACUUUAAGAUGUGUGGACUUAAAGAAUUCCCCAGAAUUCCCCCGCUGGGGAAUAUUGAGAGUUGAAAUCCAUAUAUCUUAAAGUUGCCAAGGUUGAAAAAGACUGUUCUGUUGAACUGCACUAACAAAGGAUGAGUUGACGGUUCCAUCUUUUGAUCAUUUGUCUCAUAUAUAUCAACUCAUCCUUAUAUAAUCCCUAUAAGUACUGCUGAAAUUAUAUAUAUAUAAUUUUUUUUCACCAGUACGUCUCUCAACAAAUGCUGGGAGUCAGUGAUGUGUUGUAUGAAAACAAUCCACCUCUUUAUGGGCAUAUGGAAAACUUUGCACUGAUUGUUUUUAUUGGUUGAUUCUGCAUUGAGUUGUUUAGCGUACGAGGGAAAAAAUACUUUACAAAAAGAAGAAAGAAAAGGAAAAAGAAAGAACUCCAGCCAUUGCACUCUUCAUAACAGGAUAACAGGCUCCUUAACAUUUCUUAGACAAGAACAGAAUGUUAUUUUUGUUGAACCGAAAGAAAAACACGAAGCAUGCAUUGAUACUUUUUAUUAAAGUUUUCUCUGGCUUUCACAAAUGUAGCAUGGUACUGCAACAAAUUAAGAAAAAUGCUAAUUUUUGAAGAGUACCAGAAUAUAUCUUACUCCUUCGUUUUGACAGAGCAGGAAAAAAAAACAACCCAUUAUUGUGUUCCUAAAGUUUAAUGACAUAUUGUGAAGAAUGGGAUUUUUAAAAAAAUUAAACUCUGAUAAAAUGAAGUAUUUUUCCUUGUGUUCAGAAGCAAUGCUUCGUAGCAGGUUGCUGAUGUAUGUUGUAUAUAAUGUAUAUUUAAUUUAUUGCUAUGGUAGCAUAUUGUAUUUGUCAUUGUAUAAAAAAAAUUCUACAGAAGGGUAAAAAAUGUAUAUUUUGUUGCUUAAACGUGUCUUUGCAAAAUUCAUAAUUAAAAAAAAAUAUUUUG
This is a messenger RNA of Python bivittatus (Burmese python), 7236 nucleotides long. The record is from RefSeq and is a predicted model, not a curated record. NCBI's taxonomy places the organism in Eukaryota, Metazoa, Chordata, Lepidosauria, Squamata, Pythonidae.